CCGAAGUCGGGGGAGGGAGGAGGAGGGUGAGAUGAGUAGACGGAGCAGUGCAGACCACCGUUGAGCGAGAGAAAGAGAGAGGGCGAUGGAGGGAUUCGGAGCGAAAAGAUAGGUUGCAAGGAGAGCUUGUUGAAGCUGCUGAUGCUGCGGCACCGAGUCCCAAGUCUCCCCCGCAGCCCCCCUACUUGUGCGCCAGUUUCGAUGACCUGCGGUAUCGCGCGGGCCCACUUUUUGUCGGUUCGGGCAGACCUCCGAUAAUUCUGUGAUAGGAUAAUAUGACGACGUAAUCGAAAACAGUGUGCUUCCCGUCAGAGACUCGGGAUUAAGGUGUUGUUGCUUGGAGUUCUCGCGAGUGAGCAGGCGGGUUUUUUCCUGUCAUUGCCAACCGUGUGUGUCCGCGUUUGCUAUGGUCGGACACAUUUGUGCUGCAUCCGAGGAAGGGAGGGGUUCUUUUGAUGUGGUGGGUGUGAUGUGAUGUGGUGAGGGCUUUGAUGAUCAUAACCCCGCCCGCACUUCAAAAUUCUUUGCAUUCCGGAUAUUUUGGGUGAUCGCCCGUCUCGGUGAUUGUGCACUCAGCGUGGUCUGUUUCCCUCCCUCGCUCAAGCCCGACCCCUUAGUCCCACAGCCCCUUUUCCUUGUACUUGUUUCUCCAAAUUGUAGAGUCUGGAAGGUGCAUAGCACUCUGCAGGUCGUGGUUUUUUGACUUGUUGUAUGAAAUCUUUGGUCCUUCGCCAAACGAGCGCUGCAGGGGGUGAGACUGCUUGUCAUAUGGUGCAGCAUUGUGUUUCGGGUUUACAUUGUGGGUUUGUCUGCGCGUCUGUUGACGCAGCUCGGUUGACUUGCUUACUGGAACCUGUAAACUUCGGUAGGGUUUGGUUUCCGCCGGGUGGGGGCAAAGAAACCGAGGUGCCAUGGCGACGGCUCUCAUGAGAGAGACUUUCUUUGGAAUCCAUGGGCCUGCAUGGACGGGCCUGCAUGGGAUGGAGCAUCCGCCUUAUUUUGUCGAAGCUCAUUACAUGGGCUUCCGCGAAAUGGAGCCUACUUAUUCCGUGUACGGGGAGCCCCACUUCAGCCCUUAUGAUUCGUCGUCAUUCCCUGUGGGGAUAUCCGGAAGUCCAAGUUUUGUGCAUGUUGGCGAACCAAUGUAUUACGAGACACUUGGUCAUCUAGGCUCUCUUCGGCCGCCCUAUUCGAUUCCCAUGCAUGGUUAUCCCAAAGAAGCAUCUUAUGAAGAUGUGCCCCAACAUGGUCCGACUCGGUCGUCGAGUUCUGUUCCUUCUUACAGUGCUGCUCGGUCAGAAGCGCGCGAACCUCGUCCUAAGCAACAGAAAGUGGCGCCAGAAAUUGAGCUGAAGGUGCCGAUGUGCUGUAGUAAAUGUGAAGGGAAAAUGAGGGAGAUCUUACGGAAAUUAGAGGGCGUGACGGACGUGGUUGCGGAUAGGCAUUCCUCGAAGGUGACUGUGAUUGGCAAGGUGGAUCCCGAAGUAGUUUUGAAGAAAGCGCAGAAGCAAAAGAAAAAGGCUGAUUUCUGGACGAAGGAUAUCUACAGCAAAGCGUUUAUCGACUUUAUACAAUCGAAGACUGGUAGAGCUGAGCCCGAGGAGGAAAUAACUUCUUCCUACCAUCAGCAUCUGUCUAUGGAUGAAUGUGAAAGUCAUCAUGCAUAUGAAGAAAGUGAGAGUUUAUCGUCUUUCGAAGAAUAUCCAGGGUUUUACCCAGAAAGGGAUGCUCAUGCCCCAUAUGAUGGGGAUGCUCAAUACGGAGAUAAUGAAUUCAGCGACAGGAACAGAGGAUAUUACCAUGCGUACAGUUACGGUAAGAGGAACGAUCAGCCGACGUACGGAAGGCCUUCUCAUGAAUAUAUGCAAGAAUCUUACGCAAGCAGGGACGACAGGUCUCCAUACGAGGGGUAUGGCGUUGAACAUUACGAUCGUUUCGAACCAGCUUAUGGAGCUGAGGAUCGACUGCCGUACUAUGAACGGGAGAGCAGAUCGGCGUAUGAGGAUUAUAGAUCGCCAUAUUAUUCAGAAUCCAGCUCCUACAGACCGAGCCAGUCUUAUGGUCCAAGCGAGGGAUAUAUUCCAUCCGAAAUCUCGAAUCCAGGUUACAUGAAACGCGUGAUCUACUGAAACGAGUACUGGAGGCUUACAUUGGGUUUUACAUUGUAUUGAAGGUUUUCACGGCAGAUCACACUCAUCUGAACUGCGGAGUGCGAGAGAACCUUGUCUGUCGAGACCGAGAAACUCCGAGAGAAUACGUCAAGGUUCUCCGGAAAGUGUACAAAAAAUAGGCUUACCCUAACACGAUGACAUGAGUAGUGCUCCGAAGUUUUGAACGCAUGUUGAACGGAUGUGCUGAUUGGAGCAUAUUAGAAUUACAAUUUUUGAUAGUAACGCUGACCUGAUAGUGUAGUGUCACAUGAUGGUGAUGUGUGAAGCCUGUCAUUGACUUGCAACAUAAUGGGAAUGAGACAGGGCAUCCUUGGUUGGGAGGAUGUUUAAGGUUCUUGUAGUUGCAGAAGAAUGGUGGAGCGAUCACCUGCAUACCAAUGUGAUAGGCCGUCUUUUCAAGCAAUUUGUACAACAGGAACUUCACACUC
Molecule: messenger RNA, 2599 nt
Organism: Physcomitrium patens
Lineage: Eukaryota; Viridiplantae; Streptophyta; Bryopsida; Funariales; Funariaceae
Molecular function (GO): metal ion binding
Source: RefSeq, a predicted model, not a curated record